UAUGUCGAGUUUGCCUUGUGACUAACGAAAGUAUGGUAAACAUUUUCGAUACGAAACAUGAAUCGGGCAUUUUAAUUGCCAAUCUGAUAUCUCGCUGCACCGACUACAAAGUUGAAAGAGAAGAUCAAUUUCCCAAAUCCAUUUGUGCGUCUUGUCUGCAGGAUGCGCAGAACGCAUUCGAGAUCAUAGAUACUUAUGAGAGGAGCCACCAGUUCUAUAGCUUCUUCAGGGAUGUACGGGAGGAGGAAUGCCAGGAUGAAGGAUCCAAUUGUUCCGAAGAAGGUACAACCGAGGACGAGGAAACAAAAAAAGGCAAUGGAACCCAGCUCAAAUCAAAAGUGGUCAAGAGAACCCAGCAGCUCCCUGGUCAAAAAAAGAAGUGUGGGACUUAUGGGUCAGAUUCCCAAUCAAGUAAUGAGGGGACAGAAGCUGAUUUAGAAAAUACUGAUGAUGAUUUUCAUGGAGAUGAUGAUUCCGCCGAUAAUAAAGACUAUGAACCUGGCAAAGAUAAAGACUAUGAGCCUGGCUUUCAAGAAGGUGAUGAUGAAACCAAUGAAAAAAGUCCGCAUACGUGUUCCAAUUGUCCAAAGAGUUUUCCAACGAAAAAAAGGCUACAGGUACAUUUUCAAACCCACACAGGAGAACGACCCUUCAAGUGUUCCCAAUGCCCGAAGGCUUACAUAGAUUAUCCGAGACUUAGGCGACACUCGCUAACACACACAGGAAAGAAACCCUUCAAGUGUUCCAAGUGCCCGAAGGCUUUCGUUGAUUCCACAAGGCUUAAGCGACACUUGCAAGCUCACACAGAAGAAAGACCGUUCGAGUGUUCCCAGUGCUCGAUGAGUUUUCACGCUAAGCAAAAUCUUAAAAGACACAUGCAAACUCACACAGGAGAACGCCCGUUCAAGUGUUCUCAUUGCUCAAAAGCUUUCUUCAGUAAUUCAAUUCUUCAGGCACACAUGCGAUCCCAUACGGGAGAACGACCAUUUAAGUGUUCCCAUUGCCCAAAGUCUUUCUCUCGGGUAGCAGGUCUGCAAGUACACUUGCGAACCCACACAGGAGAACGACCAUUCAAGUGUUCCCAAUGCCCGAAGGCUUUCGCCCAGCAUACAGGACUUAAAGUACACUUGCGAACCCACACAGGGGAAAAACCCUUCCAGUGUUCCCAAUGCCCGAAGGCUUUUGCAUUUAAACCAAAUCUAGAGCGACAUAUGCUAAUUCACACAGGGAAACGAUCAUUUAAGUGUUACCAUUGCUCAAAGACGUUCGGCCAGAAAUGCACUCUUAAAGUACACUUGCGAGUCCACUCAGAGGACAAGCCAUUUAAGUGUUCCAUCUGCCAAAAAAGUUUUAAAGGGAGAUCAACGCUUCGCAUGCACUUGAAUACCCACACAGAUCAACGACCGUUUAAAUGUUCCCAAUGCACGAAGGCCUUUGCAUUUGAACCAAAUCUUAAGCGACAUAUGCUAACGCACUCAGGACAACGGCCUUUCAAGUGUUCCCACUGCUCAAAAGCUUUUGCCCGCAGUUUCACUCUUCAGAAUCAUAUACGAAUCCACACAGGAGAAAGACCAUUCAAGUGUUCUCAGUGCUCCAGCACUUUUGGCAGUAAUUCAGUUCUUUUCGAACACAUGCGAACACACAAAGGAGAAAGAACAUUUAAGUGUUCCCACUGCCCGAAAACCUUUACACAGAACUCAAAUCUUUGGAUGCACUUGAAAACACACACACAAGAACGGGCUUUCAAGUGUUCCCAGUGCUCGAAGACCUAUCCAACUAAUAAAAGUCUUAAACGACACUUGCUAACUCACUCAGCAGAAUGAUCGUGCAACUGUUCUCAAUUUUCAUAUUAUUAAACAUUUCAGGAAACACACGGAAAUCAAGAAACUAUAAAAUAAAAAACUUGUUUAUAACUGUAACAAAAUAUUUUUCUUAAGCUGCAUUAAGUUAGUUGA
Messenger RNA from Drosophila rhopaloa, 1955 nucleotides. RefSeq names its product gastrula zinc finger protein XlCGF57.1-like. Gene Ontology annotation, cellular component: nucleus. The transcript has a single exon. Gene Ontology annotation, molecular function: zinc ion binding; RNA polymerase II cis-regulatory region sequence-specific DNA binding; DNA-binding transcription factor activity. The record is from RefSeq and is a predicted model, not a curated record. Lineage: Eukaryota; Metazoa; Arthropoda; Insecta; Diptera; Drosophilidae. Gene Ontology annotation, biological process: regulation of transcription by RNA polymerase II. Bases 33 to 1823 code for a protein of 596 amino acids.